Chaetomium fimeti is the source of this 3174-nucleotide messenger RNA. RefSeq names its product RNA polymerase I-specific transcription initiation factor RRN3-domain-containing protein. Gene Ontology annotation, cellular component: nucleus. NCBI's taxonomy places the organism in Eukaryota, Fungi, Ascomycota, Sordariomycetes, Sordariales, Chaetomiaceae. The transcript has 12 exons. The record is from RefSeq and is a predicted model, not a curated record. Gene Ontology annotation, biological process: transcription initiation at RNA polymerase I promoter; regulation of DNA-templated transcription. Gene Ontology annotation, molecular function: DNA-binding transcription factor activity; RNA polymerase I general transcription initiation factor activity; RNA polymerase I core binding. The coding region runs from base 1 to 3174 and encodes 1057 amino acids.
AUGACGACUCUCUCAUCUGUCGCGCGUAGCUCUGCGCCGACCGCCACACCCACCCCGAUGAAACCCAUCCUACGAAAACCCACCUCCGUCCUGGGCACGCGAUCACGAUCCGAGGACUCGGACGGGGCAAACGAGGAUGAACCCCCAACCAAGCGACAGAAAAAGACAGUUGCCUUCAACGAAAACCUGAACAUGGUCAAGGAGAUCAACAGCAAGAGCUUGGAGGAAGCAAAACGCGAAGUGCGCCAGGCGCUGGAGGGGCACAGCCGCGGGGACGACGAGGACUACGACAACCUGAAGGAUAUUUUCUUGCCGAACCCAAAAAAUGUAACACCCGACGAGGACGAUGACGAAGACGAGACGACAAAACCCCAGGACCUGAUAGUCUACGUCGUGGCACUGACGGGAUACGUGCCAUUACUCGGCCGGUCGUGCUCGGGUCUGCUACGGAGUGUGCUGCGGUGCAACUGGCUGGAGCGGGACGAGAACUUUGCGCGGGCAUAUAUUCAGCUUCUGGCUGCGCUUUCGUCGGUACAGGGAUCGCUCUUCACGCAGGCGCUUACCAUGAUUGUCGACAAGUUUACCGAGACACGCCAUACGUCGAGCGUUGCGGGCUUCGAGCCAGUCGACCCGGAAACGAAAAAAAAGUGGUUACACGUCGGGCUGAAAUACCUUCUCGAGCUGUUCCCGGCGGGGCAACACAUGAUUCUCAGCUUGGUCGCGUCCAAGUUUCCGUUCACCGAGGCAACAAAGGCGACACAUAUGGAGUUCAUCGACCACCUACUGCGUCUCAAGGCUGCGAGGCCGGGGUUGGAGCGGGAUAUCAUGGAGCUGAUCCUCUCCCGGCUGGUUAAGCUGGACGUGGAGAUGACGUUGGAUCUGGAGAAUGACGACGACGAGACCACGAGGGCGGUGUUGCGCCAGCUGGAGGCAUCCGAUGCGAAAAACGAAGAGGACGACGACGAUAGCGAUGCCGACUCCGUUCUCAGCGACGACGACGACCUAAACGAGCAGGCCAAGCGCGUACUCACGGUCAAGAACAAGCUGGAGACGAUGGACGCCAUUCUCGAUCUGCUGUUUUCGAUUUACGACCCGAUAUUCGAGGAUCCGGAGAGCCCCGAGGCAACCGAGGCAUUCCAGGACUUGUUGAGCGACUUCUCAAACGUCAUUCUGCCGCAUCUCAAGUCACGCCACACUCAAUACCUGCUCUUUAAAUUCGCCAUGAAGUCCCAGCAGCUCAUGGAGAUGUUCAUUGGGACACUAUUCAACCUUGCGUUCGAGUCGAACCGGCCACCCGUCGUUAAGCAGGCUGCGGUUGCUUACUUGGCAAGCUUCACUGCGCGCGGGGCCAUGGUUAAGAGCGAGCAGGUGCAGUUGAUCACCAAGACGUUCCUCGACUAUAUGGACCACUACCGCGCCGUACAUACUGGUUGCCGUGGGCCAGAUAUCUUCUGCUUCCGGUGGCGCGACUUGAUCGACCAGGACCUGCUCCCUCCCAGCCUCGAUUGGGACGAUCCGGCGUCUUUCAUCGGACAAGAACUGCCUUGGAUGACGGGGCUAAAGUCUCGCCUACAAGCCAACAUCGGCAGCAAGCUCAACCCGCUCAAAUGCUGCUCUCCGAUAAUCGUGGACGAGUUCGCCCGCCUCUCUCACCACCUGCGGCUCCUCUACAUAUACCCGCAAAUCGAAAAGAACAAGUCGGUCCACCUCUCGCAGUUCUUCACGGGCAGCUACGCCACCGGCGGCGCCCUGCGCGACAGCGGGUUCGAGUUUGACGACGAAAAGUGGACACAUCUCGAGGCCUGCUUCCCGUUUGAUCCGUUCCAGCUGCCCGUCGCUAAGCGCUGGCUCGACCUGGAGAGUAGCUACGUCGCGUGGCGGCCGAUGGCGCUGUUGGAUCGGGAUGGGGAGGACGAGGAUGAGGGGGAGGAGGAGAGUGAGGAGGAAGAGGAUAGUGACUUUGAAGGGGGGGAUGGAGAGGGGGAGGGAGUGGUGGGGACAAGCAUCUUCUGGGCGUUUUGGUUGGUUAGAGAUAACAAAAUGCGGGGAACAUCUGACGAGAAGCCGGUGAUGGCAGAUGACAGCGAGACAAAUCGGCCAUCAUUCUCGACUUUUUGGAGGAAGUCUAAGGAAGCGCUGGGCGGGAAGAAGAUUCGCUUCGUGGAGAGCAAGGCCGGUCAGAACACUGGUACAUCGGGGACAGGCGCCGAAGAUGACGCACGCACCGAAACAUCACAGGACAAGUCCCAGGCUCGCCGGGCCCAAGUCCGGAAAGCCCAAGUCCAGCAUCGGCAGCGCAAGGCGAACUAUGUCAAGCAGCUCGAGAUGGAUGUUGCCCGCAUCCGUGAGAUGAUCGAGGCUGCCGAGCAAGACACCAAGAAUCUCUUGGACGAAAACAAGGCUAUGAGGGCACAACUCCUACAAGCUAUGAGCAAGAAGAAAGCGCCACUGUCUCUGGAUCAGGGGGUAUCUCUCUUGCAGGACAUGCCCCAGCCAUGCCAGCUCAGUGAUGCCGGGGAAAGCCUGCAGCAACGAGGACCAGAGGACCACCUCGAACACCUCUGCCGCGCACACUUCCACCCGUCCCACUACGCGCCGCCGCCCCCCGACACCGUCUACACCAGCCCGCUCAUCGGCUACGACGGCAACGGGCACACCCUGAUGGCGACCAGCCUGGCGCUGCGCGACGCGCCCGAGCACAUCUUCAAAGCGGCCUCGCGCAGCGACCGCCUCCUGUUCCCCAGCACGCCGCCCAUCGCCCUCGACCCGACUUCCGCACCGGCCAGCCCUCCCUCCGCCGCCGCCACCACCGCCGGUGACGAGAACACCAACACCACCAACCCCACCACCACCACCACCAACCCCAACCCCAACGACAACAAAAGCGAAACCGACAACCUAACCUGGCGCACCUCCUCCCUGACCCUGCGCGCCCUGCACGGGCUCGCCUCGUCGCUCAACCCCGACGACCGCGUCGAGGUGGCGCCCGUGCAGGCGUGGUUCGAGCUGGUGGCGCGGUUCGGCGCCGAGCGGGUGAUGGCGGCGGGCGUGCUGGAGCGGCUGAAGCGCGAGUUCGUCGGCGUGGUCAAGUGCCCGCACUACGGGGCCAGCAUGGAGCGCGGGGCGUUUGAGAGCGUGGUUGGGCGGGUUUUGGGGAUUGCCCGUGGUGUUUAG